AUCAGCUGAUCUGUGUAGACAGAAAUGAUAAAACUCAUCUUGUGAAUGAAAAGUUAAAAUUUUAUCACAUCGAUUUUAUUUCAUAUCAUUCGAUCUCAGUAUUUAUUUAAUAUUUAUUGAAUUUAUUGUGUUGUUAUCUUCAAUUUUUUUUAUAAUUUUUCACCAAAAAUGAGUUUUAAUAAGCGAAAAAAUGAAGAUCAAGAAGAAUCUAAUAAAAGGAUUUGCCAAGUCUUAGAUACCAAGCUCGUUGAUGUUAAAAGUGCUCUGGACCAUGUUAAGGAUUUGUUUUCCAAUAAACUAUUUGGGGAAAAAUUUCCAGCUGUUAUAUGGAAACAUCAAUGUUAUCCUUUAAUUAAAAACAGAACCAAAGUUGACAUCGAAUUAAACAAAUUUUGUGAUCAAGGAUUACUACUUUCGCUUAAAUUAGGAACCACAAUCAACAAUACAGAUACUGCCUUGAUUUAUACUGAGGACUAUAUCAACUAUCUGAAAAGUAUUUACGUAGGAAAUGUUCUCGAUAAAUUCAUUGACAAAGUAGUGAAGAGUAACCCGUCAUCGACAUGUACAUCCGCACAGCUUCGAGAAGAGUAUCAAUUUUCGGAUGACCAGAUAAAGGAGUUGGUGCAUAAUGGAGUUUUAGCUGUCCAUCGAACUGUCGGCUCUUGGCUUCUCUCCCUUCCAAACUGUGGACAUUUUUAUAAGAUAUUUACGGCUGGCCGAAAUGCUCUACUAUCAAUGAUUAAAAGGACCAAAUAUCAUGAGAUAAAUCGAACUGAAUUGUUUAACCGUAAGAUGCCUAAAGAUGUACAGCUUGGAAUCGCUUAUCAUGUUCUUGAUUUGAUUGGUGGUGAUUUUGUUCAAUGUGCUGAUUUUCCUAAUGGGACUAUGUUACGUGUAUUAUAAUCCAUUGGUUGGGCACCUUGUUUCAAAUCUAAAUCAAUCUUGUAUCGCAACCAAACCUGAUCUUAAGAGAUUCCAGUUCAAAUUUUAUCAUGUUCAUGUUACACAAAAAUAAGGAUAUCAAAGUCGUCUUUCAACUAAGCCAAGAUGAACCUUAAUCUGGAUUCAUCAAAAUAUUAAUUUAUUUAUUUUUAAUUUAUUGUGAAUUUGCAUCAAAAUAAAAGUAUGCAUAAAUUGUCCAUAAACUUGUGUUAGAUACUACACAUUGUAUGGUUUGUGUAACGAUUCAAGGUGUAAAUUUUAUCAAUAAUAAGUCGAUGAUCGAUAUUUUUGGAUAGUAC
Messenger RNA from Tetranychus urticae (two-spotted spider mite), 1241 nucleotides. RefSeq names its product winged helix repair factor 1. Gene Ontology annotation, biological process: positive regulation of Ras protein signal transduction. Lineage: Eukaryota; Metazoa; Arthropoda; Arachnida; Trombidiformes; Tetranychidae. The record is from RefSeq and is a predicted model, not a curated record.